GCUCCCCCUUCUUCCUGCAGUCACUGCCACGUUAGUAACAGCAGACGCGAAGAGGAACGCCAGCCCGCGGUGUGCACUGCUCGGCAUUUCAUUGAGUGAAGCGCCCGCCCCUCUCCAGUCGCCUUUCUUUUGCUUUUUUUUUUUUCUUUCACUCUCCCCUCAGUUUAGAAACAGGAGGUUACAUUGCUCUUAAAAAUCACACACACAAAAGGAGGCCAUGUUCCGCGUGUUGCUGUUCUGCGUGCUCGGCGUUGCUGUCCGGGCUGAGAUCCCCGAAGAGGACGAUGUCUUGGUGCUCAAGAAGGACAACUUCGAGGAAGCGCUGAGCACCCAUCGCGACAUCCUGGUGGAGUUCUAUGCUCCCUGGUGUGGACACUGCAAGGCCCUUGCACCCGAGUAUGCAAAGGCUGCAGGGAAAUUGAAGGAAGAGGGCUCCAGUAUCAGGCUGGCAAAGGUUGACGCCACCGAGGAAAAUGAGCUGGCCCAAGAGUACGGUGUCCGUGGUUAUCCCACAAUUAAGUUCUUUAAGAACGGGUCCAAGGCUGCACCGAAAGAGUACACGGCUGGUAGACAAGCAGAUGAUAUUGUUAACUGGCUGAAGAAGCGCACUGGUCCAGCAGCUUCAACCCUCUCAGAUGUUGGUGCAGCCGAGAAGCUCAUUGAAGACAAUGAAGUUGCUGUUAUUGGUUUCUUUAAGGAUGUUGACUCUGAGAGUGCUCAUACUUUCCUGGAAGCUGCAGAAGCCAUGGAUGAUAUCCCUUUUGGCGUUACGUCUGCUGAUGAGAUCUUUUCGAAAUAUGAAGUGACCAAGGAUAGCAUAGUACUAUUCAAAAAGUUUGAUGAAGGUCGCAACACAUUUGAAGGGGAAGCAACCAAGGAAAACCUGCUGGCUUUCAUCAAGGCAAACCAGCUCCCUGUUGUGAUUGAGUUCACAGAGCAGACAGCACCCAAGAUCUUUGGCGGCGACAUCAAGUCUCAUAUCCUCCUGUUUUUGCCCAAGAGUUCUCCUGAUUACCAAGAUAAAAUUGACCAGUUUAAGAAAGCUGCAGAAGGGUUCAAGGGCAAGAUCCUCUUUAUCUUCAUUGAUAGUAACCUAGAUGACAACCAGAGAAUCUUGGAAUUCUUUGGACUGAAAAAGGAGGAAUGCCCAGCUGUGAGACUCAUCACACUGGAGGAUGAAAUGACUAAAUAUAAACCCGAAAGUGAGGAGAUCACCACAGAAAACAUUAAGGGCUUCUGCACCAAAUUCAUUGAAGGGAAGCUCAAGCCCCACUUAAUGAGCCAAGAUAUCCCCGAGGACUGGGACAAAAAUCCAGUGAAAGUUUUGGUUGGCAAAAAUUUUGAAGAGGUUGCCUUUGAUCCAACAAAGAAUGUAUUUAUAGAAUUCUAUGCCCCAUGGUGUGGUCACUGCAAGCAGCUCGCACCCAUAUGGGACAAACUUGGAGAGAAAUUUAAGGAUUCUGAAGACGUAGUCAUUGCAAAGAUGGAUUCCACUGCUAAUGAAAUUGAAACUGUCAAAGUACACAGUUUUCCCACACUAAAGUUCUUCCCUGUUGGAGAAGAAAGAAAGGUGGUAGACUACAAUGGUGAGAGAACCUUGGAAGCUUUUACCAAAUUCUUGGAGAGUGGUGGACAGGAUGGCGCUGGUGCUGCUGAUGACGAUGAUGAUCUCGAAGAUGAUGACACAGAAUUGCCAGAAGAUGAAGACACCGAUGGACACGACGAGUUAUAAAUGGAAUGAGGCACAUAUCCCAAAAACACUAACAUCACUUAAUUUGAAAGUGUUGCAUUAGGAUGGGGUUGGAGGGACUGAAGAGUGCUGAAAUUUGGGAAUUUGAGAGAAAUGUGCAGUUGGGGGGGGGGGGGGUGUUGGGAGGCUUUUUUUUUUUUUAGGAUUUUAUUUUUAAGUAGAUUUUUUUUUUUUUUUUUUUUUGUACUGGCUUUUAAUUUUUCAUUCCCUCCUUUUCUCCCCCACAACUAUUUGCUCGUUGAAAAUGGGUUUCUCUGAAAGCAGUUUAAUCAACAUGCCCAAAAGAUGUCUGUCCAGUCCAUUUGUGUGCAAAGUUGCACAUUGUUUAACAGCAUUGUAGCAUUAGGAUGUACAUAUUUUUAAAUCUGUCCAGCUUACCAGAGUAUUGCUGUAGACUAUAUCUACAAUAUGCAGACUUUACAUAUUGGUUCAGAAAGUCUACACAUUAACAAAUGUAUUUUCUCCAUCCUCUUGGAGGUUUAAAUCGAGAUGUGUGUUUCCACUAUUCUGGACCUUCCUGUCCCAUCUGGUUACUGAUGUGUACUCGAAAAAUAAAUA
Molecule: messenger RNA, 2308 nt
Organism: Erpetoichthys calabaricus (reedfish)
Lineage: Eukaryota; Metazoa; Chordata; Cladistia; Polypteriformes; Polypteridae
Gene: p4hb
Product: prolyl 4-hydroxylase, beta polypeptide
Exons: 10
Coding region: 218-1732 (504 amino acids)
Biological process (GO): response to endoplasmic reticulum stress; protein folding
Cellular component (GO): endoplasmic reticulum
Molecular function (GO): protein disulfide isomerase activity
Source: RefSeq, a predicted model, not a curated record